CCUAUAAACGCUGCGUUUAAGUCACGUAAGUAAAACCGAGAAGUGUUAGAACCACCGGAAGUGACACAAAAAGACAGCAGCCACCCAAUCUGCUACAAUCUAAACUAAACCCAUACGUGUCAUAAAAUCCCCAAAUCCGUACACCACCUUCUCAAAAAACAUCCAUCAGCUCCCUCACCACCGCCCUAUGGACACUCUCCUCCACACUCCGACCUCCAUGGCCAAGCGUCCCUGCCCCUUCUCCUCCGCCACUGCAACCACCGCCGCAACCAUGAGCCACAACCAAGUGGACAACCUCCUUCAAACAUUUCUAGACCUCGCCGACUCUCCCUCUCUCUCCAUCGACCUAUCGUUCGAGCGCCUCCUCGAUUUAUCUCCUCGUGACUCCGAUCAGUCUCUUCUCAUCGAUCGCGCGCUUAAAUUAGGUUCUAUACUCGUCGAAGCUGGGAAACGCUCCUCUAGAAAACGCUCUACUCAGCAUAACUCUCUGUUCUGGGCUCUACCGCCCGAUCUCACUAUCAAGGUGUUCUCUAUGCUGGAUACGCAGAGUUUAUGCUAUGCUGCUGCUUCUUGUUCAAUGUUUCAUAAAUGUGCUAUGGAUCCUUUGUGUUAUGCUAAUAUUGACCUGACUACUGUGGUUCCUAAAGUUAAUAAUGCUGUUGUUUCCACUAUGAUUCAGCGCGCCGGAAAAUCUCUUCAGUCACUUAAGCUUGGUAUAGUUCCAGGCCCAACUUCAUCUCCUGGAUCUCGCGAGGCAUUAGUUUAUAGCAUCAGGAAUUCUGUAGAUGUUUCUAACUUUUCGUGGAAUGAGAAAAGGACAAGACAAGGGAAAGAAUCAUCCAUUCUUAGUAGAUCCUGCCUGUACCCUUUGAGUGGGGAUACUGGUGCUGCAGGGACUCUUCUGAGGAGGUUGCACCUUUACAAUAUUGAAAGAAUGGACAUCGCAUCACUCUGUGGGGCAUUGUCAGCUUGUCCAUCUCUCUUUGACCUUGAAAUUGUUGGCCUACAUGUUGAGUUGAGACAAACAUUGGUAUCAGUGAGCACAAGUUGCCCCUUGAUAGAGCGCUUGUAUUUUGAGUCUUCAAAAACAGGUAGAGAUGAAAGUUUGAAAUCGCCAACCUGUGUGGACCUAGUAAAUAAUUGUCCAAAUUUAACGUCAUUGGCUCUCAGAGGCUUUAAGCUGCAUGAUUGUAAAGUACGCAUACUUGUGAAGGGAUUUCGCAAACUAAAAUACGUUGAUUUUUCAACAUCAUAUUCAAUUACUGGAAACUUUUUGAGGAACCUAGGAGGGAGCACAGGUGGGAGCCUUUUGGAGGUUUUGAUUUUACGAGACUGCAUGCAUCUGAGAGAGGUUGAAGUUGCUCGAUUGUUGGCAGCAGUUCUCACAGGAGAUUUCAAGUUUCUUCGACAUCUUGAUGUGUCUAAUAGAGAAGGUUUAGCUUCUGAAGGCGACUGGUAUCAUAGAUGUUACAGUUUAAGCACAAUAAAUAUAAAGCAGGUAUUAGAAGCAAGACCUGAUAUCUGUUUGCUGGCCGAGUUUCCGCCAGACGGAAGUUUUAUUGAUGUUGAACAAAUAAUUGACAGUGAGCUAAACAGUGAAGUCAGCCUACCGUCACAACUGAGCAGUCACACAUCAGAUGGUUCGCUAUUCAUGAGUACAUCAGAAAGCAGCUAUAACAGUGACCAGAGCAGUGGCAAUGAGGAGAGCCGAGAUUCUGGUUAUGCUUUUCUCGAAGAAAGCUCAGAUGAGGUGGACUUUUUGGGUGUCUAGGUGAACUUUGAUGUAUAGCAAGGUCUAAAAUCUGAGGCCAGAAAUGGAUUUGGGAGGAGGCUUUUGCUGAGAGCAAGCUGGAAGUGACUUGUGGUUGAUGAUAUAACUUGUCGGGAUUCUUUUGAGCAUGCUGUCUCAUCUCAUUUACGUCAAGUUAUUGCCUUCUUCGUGAUGACUUUGAAGCCGUUACCGUAAUCACCAAGAUGGCUAUACAUAGAAGAAGGGAAUCAUUAUCCACCUUCAAUUUUAUCUCCUAUUUUGAUCUAAUAUUCUGAGUGGGUUGGUCUAGCUGCUUCUCAGUACGGUUUCUUAUUUGUUAAAUCAUCCAACAUGAUUCUGGCUAAAUACACAAACCAUCAUGUACUCAAUAAUAUACAUUUGAAUAAAUACUAUAUAAUAUUUGAAUAUUGAAUUAUUUGAUA
Molecule: messenger RNA, 2193 nt
Organism: Mercurialis annua (annual mercury)
Lineage: Eukaryota; Viridiplantae; Streptophyta; Magnoliopsida; Malpighiales; Euphorbiaceae
Product: F-box protein SKIP17-like
Exons: 13
Coding region: 188-1771 (527 amino acids)
Biological process (GO): SCF-dependent proteasomal ubiquitin-dependent protein catabolic process
Cellular component (GO): SCF ubiquitin ligase complex
Molecular function (GO): protein binding
Source: RefSeq, a predicted model, not a curated record